Messenger RNA from Drosophila hydei, 4084 nucleotides. It is a transcript of the gene Atet, whose product is annotated as ATP-binding cassette sub-family G member 1. Bases 1114 to 3621 code for a protein of 835 amino acids. NCBI's taxonomy places the organism in Eukaryota, Metazoa, Arthropoda, Insecta, Diptera, Drosophilidae. The transcript is spliced from 6 exons. Gene Ontology annotation, cellular component: plasma membrane. Gene Ontology annotation, molecular function: ABC-type transporter activity; ATP hydrolysis activity; ATP binding. The record is from RefSeq and is a predicted model, not a curated record.
ACUUGGAUAACAGACAUGCAUGUGUUUGGCAAAUUGGCUACUUCGGUAUUUGGCUAUUCGGUUAUUUCGUAUUGGUAACGGCCGACCGCGCGGAGAUAGACAACAGCUGAUUCGGCUGCGCUUCUGGCUGACUGCCGUCGUCAGCAGUCCGUUGAGAUCUGUUGUUUGCCCAAUUGCUACCGAAUGGCGCAUGGCUGUAAUUUGCGUGGCCAAAAUCGAAGUCCCAGCCACAAUAAGUGUUCUUGCCAAAUAGCCGUGCAAUUGUCUUGACCCAAAUAUGGCUUUGGAACAGUGAUGGAAUUUCAAUUUGAUUCUCUUAGCUGAAGCGAAGUAAAUUUCCGAUUUCCGAUUCCCGAUUUCUCCGAUUCCCGAUUUCUUGAUAAAAAGAAACUAGCAAUUGGCAGUUCUCGCAAAGCGUUCCUUGCUCUUGUGAGUAUAUUAUUAGGCAGCCCAACGUGCUGCGAUCUUCCGUACGUGUUCUGGGCACAGCGUGAAUCGGUAAUUAUAAACAACCAGAGGAAGAACUGAAUAACUAAACUUUGAACUGCGCCCACAACUAUAUUUAGAUAUCUGCAGUGUAAAUUGUUUAUUUUUUCUGACACCGUUGCACACAGAGGUAGAGCUGGCUGGGCAGCUUGCGAGCCAUAUUUAACGACAAUUAAGCGUCAAUCUAUCCAUCAUCAAUUGGGUUCAGUCAACUCGUUAAUACAAGUAGUUUGCACCGAAAACUGACUUCUCAAUUGACACUGGGCGUCCUAGGGAGACUCUCGUGUAGUCGGCAUAUUUUAUCAAUAACAGACCAAUCGAGGGUAUCUCACGGCAUUUUAUGAAUGAAACGCAAAUUGAACUUUGCUCUUUACAACAUUCCGAUUGACGGUCGAGCUGUGUCGGUGUGGGUGGGGGUGGUGGUGGGUGUGUGGCUCUUAGCUCUUGGGACGACUGCAGACACAACACAUACAACUGAUUACGGCUGACUGACUAUUGACUACUGCCGAUUGGGCAUGUUGAAUGGCUAUUGAAUAUCAAAUCAGAAAUCACAUACAGAAGCUGGCAGAAUAGAGUGUAGUGAAAUUGAAAAUGUGUCUAUGAAAGCGUAAAAUAAAUUAAGGAAACAUGCCGAACGGCUUGGAGCUGACAUUAAUCAGCAGCAGCAGCAGCACCAACGAUAGCACCUCUCGACAGGCAAUAGGCGAACUGGAUGGCAUUCAGAACACCAGCUUUGAGGCAGCUGCUCAGAAUGCGCAGCUUAGGCGAUCCGCGUAUGUGGAAGGCUAUGCGGACAUGCUGCAAGAGCUGCAGACCAAGAGCAAUCCGGCACGCACGCAGCGUUCGCUGUCCUUUGUCCAGACGAAGCUGACAAAGAGCGGCUGUGUGAGCGCGUUACAGCGACCGGAAGACGGGGCUCGAUGCUGGCAGAAGGCAGUCGUAGUCAACUCACAGAAUAACCUCUGCAAUGGCCGGCCCAACAGUCACGGUCUUGCUCCCAAGAUACAGAACAACACCAGCACCAGCCCGAAUGGACAAAAGAAGGGCACCAUUUCGCUAUCGCAUCUGCCCCAGCGGCCGCCGGUGGACAUUGAGUUUUGUGAUAUCUCUUACUCGGUGCCCGAUGGACAUAUACGCGGCUUCAAGACAAUCCUGAAGAGCGUCUCUGGCAAGUUUCGCAAUGGACAGAUAACGGCGAUCAUGGGUCCCUCAGGAGCAGGCAAGAGCACGUUGAUGAACAUUCUGGCUGGAUAUAAAACCUCCCAGCUGAGCGGUUCGGUUUUAAUCAACAGCAAGGAAAGAAAUCUUCGUCGUUUCCGUAAGCUCUCCUGUUACAUCAUGCAGGACGAUGUGCUGAUUGCCAAUCUGACAGUGCGUGAGGCCAUGAUGGUGGCUGCUAAUCUGAAGCUUGGCAAGAAUAUGAUCAACUAUGCGAAGUGCGUCGUUGUCGAGGAGAUAUUGGAGACCAUUGGCCUAAAGGAAUCAACCAACACAUUAACAUGUAAUCUUUCGGGCGGUCAGCGUAAGCGCUUGUCCAUAGCCUUGGAAUUGGUCAACAAUCCGCCAGUAAUGUUCUUCGAUGAGCCUACCUCCGGUCUGGACAGCUCCACAUGCUUCCAGCUAAUUUCACUGCUUAAGUCAUUGGCGCGUGGAGGUCGCACCAUAGUCUGUACAAUUCAUCAACCAUCGGCGCGUCUCUUCGAAAAGUUUGACCAUCUCUAUCUGUUGGCCCAGGGCCAGUGCGUCUACGAAGGUCGAGUGCACGGGCUGGUGCCGUACCUCUCAUCCCUGGGAUAUGAAUGCCCGUCGUACCACAAUCCAGCCGACUAUGUGCUAGAGGUGGCAUCGGGCGAGUACGGCGAGGCAGUGCCCAAGUUGGUCGAGGCUGUAAAGGGCGGAAUUUGCAAGAAAUACAUGCACAAGGAUUACGGAGUCAAUUUAUCUAACACUAAGGCUAUUAACAAUGACAUUAUCAAGGGCAAUGGCAGCGGUGCAACCUCUACGAAAGCCGUUGCGACAAUCACCUUGGAGGACGAAAAGCCAGGCAAUGCUUAUGAAGCGGACGAGCUUACUGAACUGAAACCACCGAAGCUAAAAGCCCAGCAAUCACAGACGUCCGAAUGCAGCGCCGUGAAUAUACAGAUAACCAACGAUGACAGCGGCAGCUUUAGUUCUUCUAAAGGUGGUCAGAGCCAGAAUGCCGUAUCCGGUGGCACAAAUACCGUUGUCGGCUGCAUGACCUCGCUGCUCGAUUCGCAUGAGAGUGUGGUGACGCUGCCUAGCAAGACGGGCUUCCCGACCAGCGGCUGGACGCAGUUUUGGAUACUCUUGAAACGUUCGUUCCGCACAAUUAUGAGGGAUCGUAUGCUGACUCACAUGCGACUCGCCUCGCAUGUCAUCGUGGGCGCGAUCAUUGGGAUGAUCUACUAUGAUGUCGGCAACGAGGCCAGCAAGAUCAUGAGCAAUGCUGGGUGCAUCUUCUUUGUCGCUCUCUUCACAACGUUCACGGCCAUGAUGCCCACCAUUCUGACCUUUCCCACAGAGAUGUCGGUGUUUGAACGUGAGCAUUUGAACUAUUGGUACUCUUUGAAGGCGUUCUACUUUGCGAAAACCCUCGCUGACAUCCCCUUUCAGAUCAUAUUCUCCAGUGUGUUUGUUUUGGUUGUUUAUUACUUAACCUCUCAGCCCAUGGAAGUGGAACGCAUUUCGAUGUUCGUAUUCAUCUGCGUGCUCAACUCUUUGGUGGCUCAGUCUCUGGGGCUACUCAUAGGUGCUGGAAUGAAUGUCGAAACGGGAGUCUUUCUUGGACCCGUCUCCACAAUUCCCACAAUUUUGUUCUCCGGUUUCUUUGUCAACUUCGACACUAUACCGGACUAUUUACAAUGGCUCACAUAUGUGAGUUACGUGCGCUAUGGCUUUGAGGGUGCUAUGGUUUCGAUUUACGGCAUGGACCGCGCCAAAUUGCAUUGCAAUGAAAUCUAUUGUCAUCAUCGCGUUCCCAAGAAGUUCCUUGAGUGGAUGUCCAUGCAGGACGCCCGUUUCUGGGUCGAUGCGGUCGCUCUGAUAGGAAUCUUUUUCGCUCUACGCAUAGUUGCGUACUUUGUGCUCCGCUGGAAGCUGCACAUGAUACGCUAAAGGGCUACCGAGUUAUCUUAUCGAACUAUUGUAAAUAGUAAAUAGAAGACGCGCAAUUGGAAUUAAUGUUCGAGUACUGUAGAUAGGCGUAGCUUAAUGGUGCUUCGAAUUUUUGUUUCACGUUUAUUUUGCUGUAGACAUUACUACCAUGUAACAAGAGUAUAUAUUAUCGUACACGGAUUUUUUAUUCAUAAUACUUGCAUUGUAGCUGUUUUAUGUACGAAAUAUGUAGCGGAAUAUUUGACCCGGUAUAUUUGAGUAACACAAAUUGAGAUUCACAUUUAUAGACCUAAAGUUGUACAUUUAUAAAUAGACAUGGAUAAUUUAUUAGCGUACCUAAGGCACGUUCUAGGCUCCACACAAUACAGCCCAUUAAAGUAAAAAUCUUGUGACCAAGCAUAAGAGUCUGAAACUUAAAUAGGUUGAAAACUAUAACAAAUUUUUAGACAAGUUGUGAACUAGC